Molecule: messenger RNA, 6812 nt
Organism: Mya arenaria
Lineage: Eukaryota; Metazoa; Mollusca; Bivalvia; Myida; Myidae
Product: proto-oncogene vav-like
Exons: 25
Coding region: 14-2764 (916 amino acids)
Biological process (GO): regulation of GTPase activity; intracellular signal transduction; cell migration
Cellular component (GO): cytoplasm
Molecular function (GO): guanyl-nucleotide exchange factor activity; protein binding
Source: RefSeq, a predicted model, not a curated record
AAAGUAUGCCAAAAUGGCGGACGAGUGGCGACAGUGUGUAGAUUGGCUCAUCGAAUGUAGGAUUUUACCGGUUGAUCACAAGGCUAAACAAGAUGAUGCACAGGCUUUUGAUCUGGCACAAACUCUUCGUGAUGGUGUGCUUUUAUGUCAUUUGCUUAAUAGCCUUAAACCGUACUCGGUGGACAGCAAAGAUUUCAGUCCAAGGCCUCAGUUAUCACAGUUCUUAUGUCUUAAGAACAUCCGAGCAUUCCUCUCCGCCUGCGAGAAAAUGUUUCGUAUUGACAGCAGAGACCUGUUUGAACCACUAGACCUGUUUGAAGUGAAAAACUUCAGGAAGGUUCUGCACACCUUAUCAAAGCUUUCCAAAACUGACAUUGUUCAGAAAAAAGGCAUCCGAGGAUUCCCCCCAAAUGACCAAAAUGAUGAAGUUGAGGAAGAUAUUUACGGCAAUCUGUCCAACAUGGCUAUCGACCAUGGAAUCGAAGAUAAUGAGGAACUAUACGAUUCAGUUUACCAGGAGGGUGAUGAUGAAAUAUACGAGGAUAUCGUGUCUAUGAAACGUAAACGUAGAACUACGCACCCCAGUGGAAGUUCAUCUCGGUUAAGCGUCCCAGGCGAGGCUUCUAUGACAAAGAGGGACUACUGUAUCAAGGAGAUGGUUGACACAGAGAGAAACUACGUAGACGCCCUUAAAAUGAUCGUAAACUACUUCAUACAGCCGCUGAUGGCCAGCUCUCUCCUCUCACAGACAGACAAGGACAUCAUAUUCAGCUCUGUAGAGCGUAUGGAGGAGGUCCACUCAGUCUUCUUCCAUGAGCUGGAGAAGGCGUGUUACAGUCCGGGGAAAACCCGGCUACACGAAGUGUUCAUCAAAUACAAGAGCAAGUUCCUGCUGUACGGGGACUAUUGCUCCAACCUUCCGCGCGCACAGGAGCACAUCGAGGAAUUGAUCAAGAAGAAUGAGCAAGUCAGGGAUAAGAUAGAGGAGUGUGAGAGGACUGCCAAUGAGGGCCGGUUUCGAUUGCGUGAUCUGCUCCAUGUGCCAAUGCAGCGAGUGCUCAAAUACCACCUGCUACUGAGGGAGCUGAUAAAGAAUACAGAUCGUGACAGUGAGGAUCAGUUCUACCUACAGCAAGCUCUGGAGUCCAUGCAGGACCUCUCUCUGUAUGUGAACGAGGUGAAACGAGACAAUGAAGCCCUGGCGCUCAUAGAGGAAAUACAGCGCUCAAUCGUCGACUUACAGAUGCCUGCAAACACGAGUCUGAGGGAUUAUGGGAAACUUCAAAAGGACGGUGAGCUGAAAGUCCGGAGUCACAUUGACAAUCGUGUUCGACAGAGAUACAUAUUCCUCUUCGAUAAAGUCAUGCUGAUGGCCAAAACCCGGAUUGUGAAUAAACUACUAUGGGGAGACACAUACAGCUUCAAGGAGGCGAUUGUCCUGUCCGAGUACAAGGUGGACACCUCAUCCGCCAUCAGGGACGGCCAGAGAAGACCAGAAAAGUGGAACUGCACCUUUCAAAUGGUAAAGCAGGACAACUCCAUGACGUACACGUUACUCUCCAAGACCGAGGAGAUCAAACAAAAGUGGAUAGAGGCCAUCCACCUUGCCCUAGACAAUACUCAGCCUACAGCGGGGCGGGACCACAUUAUGACAACGUUUAAUGAACCGAAAGUCUGUGAUAUAUGUGGAAAACUACUUAGAGGAGUGUUCUUUCAAGGAUAUAAAAAUCCCAAGAAUGGUCAGUGUGUACAUAAGGAAUGUAUUGGGAAAACCAAACAGGAGGCCCCCCCGAAACCACCCAAACCUGAAGAUAAGCACAAGAGCACAGUUCGCUACAGUGGUGCAGCAGCAGGCCAGCCAUUGCCAGGCGGUGGCCGACGACCCCUGUAUUUCCGUGAGGGGGAGAUAAUCACUGUGGUGAAAAAGGACGGCGACUGGUGGGAGGGCAGGAAGGGAGGUGACUUGGGCUGGUUCCCCUUCCAGUAUGUGGAGGCACUUAAGAACACGCCAAAGCGGCAGGGCUCAUAUUUGGACUGGAAGAUCAAGAGCCGACGCUCACCAGCUCCCUCACCCCCUCUGUGCAAGCUUCAGGGCUAUGUUAACGUCCCAAGUAGUGACAUGGCUCAUUUCGACUGGUUUGCUGGACGACUGGACCGGUCCAAGGCUGGACAGAUGCUGGAGCAUCUCCCUAACAGCUCCUUUCUGGUCAGGGAGAGUGCCACAGGGCCACGUGCAGGAGACCCUGCCCUUAGUAUCAAAUACAAUGACACAGUGCGACACAUCAAAAUUGAGCAUGAUAAAAGCAAUGGGUACUACUUGUCAGACACGCGAUACUUUCACACUGUGCCGGAGCUGAUUGAGUAUUACCAGAACCACUCACUGUCUGACAGUUUCCCUGAGGUUACCACGGGCCUCAAAUACCCAUACAAGACUGUCGCAAGCUCCCCUACCGAUGUUGAUGAGCUUGAGGACAGAGUUAGUGCCCUUAGCUUCACGCAAUCAGCACACAAUGGUAACAUUGCUGCACGAACAGGUCCUAAACAAGAACAGCCUGUCAAUGGUGUAAGGAUCCUAAGCUAUGCCCAGGCUGUGUAUGAUUAUGCAGCAACUGCUACAUCCCAGAUCAGCCUGAAGGCAGGUGACCGUUUGGCCGUGCUCAGCAAGACUGGCAGCGACAAGGGCUGGUGGAAGGGCCAACAUUGUUCCACAGGAAAGUUGGGGUAUUUCCCGUUUGCCUACGUGAAGGAGGAGGAGGAAGAAUGAACCAGGUGCCAUCUCCUUUUAUACACUCUACUUGUGCUUUCAUCAUUAUAAUGCCUGUGACAUCAUCAGUUUGUGUGGUGACAUUAUCAAUCCGUGGGCUGACAUCAACAAUCAGUGUGGUGACAUCAACAAUCGGUGUCAUGACAUCAUCAAUUUGUGUCAUGACAUCAUCAUUCUGUGUGCAGACAUCCUUUAUGUGCUGACAUCAUUAGUUUGUGUAUUGACAUCAUCAGUCUGUGGGAUGACAACACCCUUUGUACUGACACCUUCAGUAUAUGUCAUGACAUCAUCAGUCUCUGUGGUGACAUUAUUAGGCUGUGUGCUGAUGUCACCAGCCUCGAAUGACUCCCAAGUAUCUGUGAUGUCGCCAAUUCAUGAGUGAAGUCAUCACAACCCGCGCACACAUUGCUGGCCAGGACGUUCGGCCUGUGGACUCACUGUAGACUGGUAUCACUCAUCACAUACAUAGUUGCAUUUAACUACCACACUGAUCGCAUUGCCAUACUGUAUGUUACAGAUUAAGUCUUCUUUUUUGCCCGUUCUGAAACUGUUUAAUCACUGUUCAUUGAUGAGGAGCAAACUCUGAUCAGAUAUCCCCUGUCUUAAGAUGCAGCAGUUAACUGUAUAAUCUAAGUAAAACAUGGUGUGGAUAUUGCCUAUGUAAAAAAAACUUGAUUUUGUACUGAUUUUUGCAGAAAUUGAUUUAAUAACAAAGUGGUAAUGUUUACUAUGUUACAUGUUGUUGGCAGAACGGAUGCCUAUUUUGAACACUUUACUUACUCUUACUGAAUUACUGUGUGUGUUAUACCUGUUAGUGAAAGUACGCUAUCAUGGAUAAAGCAUUCUAAACAUAUUGAGUUCUUUGCAGAUAUAACAUAUUGAUUAAUAAAGCUUACCUCAUUUAAGCUGUCAUAAUAUGUAUGUUCUGUCUCAUUGCUUGAUGAUUGAGAUUGCAAUUUACGGAAAAUGUGACAUUUGUAAGGCAGAUUAUGAAUCUGAAAUAAAUGGAUGCUUUAGAGAGAAAAUGAACAAUUGCAUUGUACAAUAUCUAUCCAUAAAUCACUUGUAUCGGGUAUAUGUAUAUGUGUUUUUCUGUCAUGUUUGGAAUAUGUACAUGUAAUACAUGACAAUCAUAAAAUGUGAGUAAUAUCUCAUUCAUUAAGGGACACACUGUUGGUCCAAGGGGAGGUAACUAUUCCUGAUCUUUAGCCAGUCAAUUACUGUAGGUAGCUGAAAAUUUAAAACUUGACAAAUAUUAAAUUUCGAACAUUUGGCAAAGAUUACCGGUAUGCUACAGCGUAACAAUUUGAGACCACCUGAAUUUUUGCCAAAAUAAUGGAUCUGAUGAUAAAUGAACAAUCUAUAGAACAAAAUUAAGAGGAGGACGUUGACACGAACAAAACCUUAUUGUAGAUACUGAAUUUCUGUAGAUUUUUACUUUGUAAAAACUUUGUCCAAAAAAUGCUUGGACUACGAUCAGUAAAGUUGUGACAUUUUGUUUAUAGAUUUUUUUCUCUAGGCAGUUAUUUUUUUUGAUAUUUUUAUGUUAAUUUACUGUUAUUCAUGUGGAAAUAGACAUGUAUGUUUUAACUGUUCAGGUUCUUAUUGUUAUUUUACAUUUUGGUGCACUGUGAAAGAAGUUUUCUUAAUUGUGUUUACCAAAAUGUGUUUAUUGUUAUUUUAUUGUGUUCUAUAUCUUUCCAUUAGUAAUUCAAAACAAGAACUGUAGCAGAAUGACUCGUAUUUUUCAAAUUCUAAAAAAGAAUCAUAAAUUUCCAAAAAUAAUGCUUUCAAGUUAUUUUUUUGUCAAAAAUGUGAAAUCUAAUAAUCUGUACAGUUGAAAUAAUUGCUUGUACUCAGUAACUGGCACUUAUAUUUUGUUGUCUGCUCAAUUUAUACUAAUUGAAUUGUAUCCAGCUAUAAGGCUUAAAUAUUUCGUUGAAUCUAUAAAAAUAUCUUGAAUAUCUGUUUUUUAUGGAAAUAUUAAUCUAGGUUGAUGCUUAGAACUAUUAGCUGGAGCCAAAUGUUUCUAUUGUUUUUUAUGAAACAGAACUUAUAGAUACAGCUUCUUUAUAAAGGGACUGGCUCAUGGUUUUGGACCAAUUUUUGUUUCAAGAAAAUGCAUCUGAAAACUCUAAUAUUAUAACUUUUUUAUUUUUUGAUACAGAAAUUGCAGAAAAAAAUACAAUUUAAGUAUAAAAAACACCUGGUGUUAGUGGGGAGUGAAACCAUCGCUGGUAAAGUAGAAUUUUUAUUAAAACUGACAAAAACCGCAGGCCCACAAGGACUAUAACAUAAACUCAAGGAUAAUUUAACUUUUAAGCCUUUUGUUGAAAAGCAUUACUAGCGCUUUCCCAAAUCAUGGACGUCAAAGGCGUUAUUUUAGAAUAUAUCAACAUUUGUCGCCACCAGCAUCUUAAUAUUAACAAUCCUAAUAAUUUGCAACACAUUUUUUUUAUUUUUUUAAGUGCAUUUUACAAAACAUGAGCGGGUCCCUUUAAAAAGAUGCUUAAAAUAAAUUUAUAAGCCAAGCCCAUGGUUAGUGCAAACAAUAUUAUUAUACCUAUAAGCAAUGUCUACCAUUUUUUUAAUGUUAUAACAAAUCAUUAUCUUCUUUUUCAACAGCCAAACACAGUCCAUAUAUUGUUCUUGCAUUAAAGUUGUUUUUAUUGCAUUGCAUUGGUUGCCCUUAUAAUGGGAAUCCCAAAGCAAAUAUCUUUCAGAGCCAAAAUACAUGUAAAUUGUGAAGAUGUUUAAAUCAUGCUAUUUGUAGCGUACAUAUUGAUGUAAGUGAAUAUUAAGUAUGUUGUGCUUGUUGGGAUCGAAAUUGUUUUGCAAAAUGUCUUAAUUUAAAAAUGAAGCUUAAAGUAAAGCUGUUAGCUUGAAUGGUCAGUUUGUGUAAUUGAUUGAUAUAUUUACAUUGACAAGUACUUAUAUAUGAUAAAACAAUAUUGUUCCUUUUUCCAUUAACAUCGCUGACCGAAUUCCGGGCAUAGUAGUAUUUACCUUUAAACAUAACUACUUUUCAAACUUAAACAAUUGAAAAUACUUAAAAUCUCGAAAAAUCAAUGUGUUCAAAUUUGUGUCAUUUUUACAAAUUUAAGAUUUUUGAAGAUGCGACUUAAAUCCUUUAUUGAAAAUGAGUGUUAUUUAAUUAAGUUUAUAAGAAAACCAUGUAACUUUCUUAAUUUUUGAAUGUUGAAAAUGUUUCAAUAAAUGUUGUAUUCUAGAUGAUAAAGAAAUCAGUGUAUUGUUUCACAGUUUAUAUUAUACUACAUGUUGUAUACCCAAGUAUAAAGACCGUUUUUUCCCUUCGACAUACCAUGUAUACAUUGAUUUAUUAUGUGUGUUUUUUAUACAUUCUGUCACAAAAAAGUGAAUUAUCUGUUGUAAUUGCCUUUACUGGAUUUUUCAAUACCAUUUUGAAUUUGUCAAAUCACCUAGUGAUCGUCUUUGUCCGUAUAGUUGCCAAACAGUCGAAUGAAACUUGAAAUAAAACAGCAUGGGCUUACAUGAUCCAGUUUUGUCAUGUUUAUAGGUCUUGUGAGGUUGCAGUAAAUGACAAGCUGGAUUUAAACCUGUCGGCAGCAUUAUUGCUUGUAUACAUGUGAGCUAACUAGUUUGAAAGAGAACAAUCGCUAAGGCCACCAUUAAAUAAAUACUUUCUUUGGCCUUAUUUUGAAAAAGAACUGUCAAUAAGGCCACCAUUAAAUAAAUACUUUCUUUGGCCUUAUUUUGAAAAAGAAAUGUCAGUAAGGCCACAAUUAAAAACUGCUUUCUUUGGUUUUACCUUGAAAAAAAAACUGUUGCUUAGGUCACAAUUAAAAAAACUUUUGGCAUUAAAUAACAAACAAAAAACUGUCGAUAGUUAGUUUAUCCAAGUUUAUAUGUGAGCGUGUUAAAUAUGUUACAUACUGUAUUCCUUUGUUAUAUUAUAAUUUAAGAAAAUUAUUUGUAUUAUAUUUUAUUUUAUUGAACUUUUCUGUUUGUUAAAUUAUCUAUUAUAUUUCAUUUAGUGCUAACAUUUAAAUAAAUGUGUAAAAUCAAA